AUGGCGGCUUCCUCGGCCAAUUUUUUGGCAUCGUCAGCAAAUUCCACGAACUGUGGUGUAAUUGUGUGGGAAUGGUUUGAAAACAACGGUUCAUGGCAACCAUAUGAGUCUGAUGUCGUCGCUUUCAUCGAAGAUAAUUAUCUUAAGGGGGCUAGUGCUGCAAAUUUAGGGAAAAUCAACCCCAACUUGAGUCUGUACAAUGUAUUUUUUUCAUCGACGAUUUAUCAAAUUCGACUUGAUACUGGCAACAGAAGACACGUAAGAAGAAAAAUCUACCAAAUGACGAGCCCUGACCUAAAUAAAAUAACGUGGCAGUGGGCUGGUGAUUAUAUAGGACAGUGGAACUCGUAUAGUUUUGACGUAGCAUCGAUGAUAGAGUCGGUGUACGCAGGACAACAAACUAACUUCAUAGAUUUAAGCCAAACACAAUUCAAACUCCCGUAUUUUAUUGAUCUGAAGAAUUUCCAACAAGUAAGAAUAGAAACUGGAACAGCCAGAAGUAUUCGACGCGAAAAAUUAAACGUUCCAUUUCCGCUUUCUAAUGGAAACAAUGUUCCACCACCUCAGACUUUUCAACAAUCUGCGUUAAAUCCAACAAGUAUUUCCUCGUUACUUGGACAAUCUUCUCAAACCAGUUCUAGUACAAGUUUCCAACAAAUAUCGCAAGUUACUUCUGCUUCUGCCUUGUCGGCACACGCAUCUCAAGUUGCUUCUAGUUCUAAUUCAAUGCCUGUACAUUCACCACAAGUCGCUUCUAGUUCUAAUGCAAUGUCUGCACAUCAAUCCCAAGUGCAAGUGAGUUCCUCCAGUUUAGGAAAACAUCGACAGAACAGCGAUGAUUCCGAUGGUGGGAAUGUGGGGUCUGGUGGUAAAAUAGCCAAAAUUGUACAAGUUCCAACUUCCAACCAUUCUUAUGUACAAUCUUAUGUGAACAAUUUACCCUCUACUAGUGCUGCAUCAAACACAAUGCCUCAAAUAACACCAUAUUCCAAUCAUAUGAUGUAUGGCAACCAAAUGACUGGAUUAAUCACAUCUUCACCAUAUUUAAGUAGUCUUGGUCUCUCAAGUCCUAAUUUCAAUAUGACUGCUGGACCGUCUCAACAACCAUCUUCUGGACCGUUGACACGGCAACAAUUCCAACAAAUGAUGCAGAUGUCAAGUUUUGGUGGAAGUUUGAACAUGCCCAUGACCCCAGCCUCAACUGGGUUUUCAUUCACAAAUGGAAUCACAGCUCCUGGGUAA
Molecule: messenger RNA, 1242 nt
Organism: Lottia gigantea (owl limpet)
Lineage: Eukaryota; Metazoa; Mollusca; Gastropoda; Lottiidae
Exons: 2
Coding region: 1-1242 (413 amino acids)
Biological process (GO): Notch signaling pathway; protein ubiquitination
Cellular component (GO): nucleoplasm
Molecular function (GO): zinc ion binding; ubiquitin protein ligase activity
Source: RefSeq, a predicted model, not a curated record